Molecule: messenger RNA, 1777 nt
Organism: Ricinus communis (castor bean)
Lineage: Eukaryota; Viridiplantae; Streptophyta; Magnoliopsida; Malpighiales; Euphorbiaceae
Product: probable galacturonosyltransferase-like 4
Exons: 1
Coding region: 522-1583 (353 amino acids)
Cellular component (GO): Golgi apparatus
Molecular function (GO): glycosyltransferase activity
Source: RefSeq, a predicted model, not a curated record
UCUAACACAAGACUAUCUAAUUCUAUAUCCAUGGAAUCCUAACUUGUUUAACAACUCUUAAUGACCACUCAAAAACCAUCUAAUUAAAGGCUUAAGAAUGUUGCCAAUUUUUUUUUGAAAAAUUAAAAAUUAAAAAAAGAAGAACAACCUUGAAUUAGAUUACUUCUUAAUUUGUUCAUCUUUUGUUAUUUGGUCAUGGUUAUGGUCAUGGUCAGUUUUUUGUUAACUUUUUUUAUUUUGUUUUUGUUUUUGCCAUUUCUGUGUCUUUGUUAUUUUUAUUUCAACAAGCUAGUAUUCAAUUAUUUUUAAUAGAUUCUAAGGGCACUAUCAUCCUCACAAAAUUGCAUCAAACUUGAACCAUUGAACUAUCUCUAUUUACCAACAUUAAGCACUCUUAAUUUUCUCAACCUUUACUUUUCUUUGUUUAUAAUAUAUUUUUUUUUUAUUUGGGAUAGUUGUUUAUUUCUUGUCAUGAAGCUUUAACAUUUCCAAAAUCCCAAAACCCUAGCUAGCUAGGCAGGAUGGCCUUGAUUUGGAGCUUCCCAUCUCGUCUUCUCCUCCUUGGCCUCCUGUCCCUUCUCCAACUCCACCACCCUUUCACCACCACUGUAGGCGGCAUCCGCCUUGGCACGAUUAUCCGCAAACCCUCUCCGGAACUCCCCAUUUUUCGGGAAGCACCCUCAUUUCGCAAUGGCGACGGGUGUGGCUCUCGAGACACAGAUGUUAUACAUAUUUCCAUGACACUAGAUGUUAAUUAUCUUCGUGGUACAAUGGCGGCAGUACUUUCGAUGCUACAACACACAACAUGCCCUGAAAACCUCUCAUUUCAUUUUCUUUCUGUUCAUUAUGAGCCCGAACUCCAUUCCAGCAUAAAUUCUACAUUCCCUUUCUUGAAGUUCAAGGUGUAUCGCUUCGACUCGAGCCGGGUACGAGGCAAGAUUUCUAGGUCUAUUAGACAAGCUCUUGAUCAGCCUUUAAAUUACGCAAGGAUCUAUCUUGCUGAUAUCAUACCGACUGAUGUUAAACGAGUAAUCUACUUGGAUUCAGAUAUUGUUGUCGUAGACGAUGUUUCAAAGUUAUGGAGUGUGGAUAUGGGAAACAAAGUGGUGGCUGCACCUGAAUAUUGCCAUGCAAAUUUUACUCAGUACUUCACAGAAACGUUUUGGUCAGAUAAAGAAUUGGCAAAGACAUUUGAAGGAAGGACUCCAUGUUAUUUUAAUACAGGAGUAAUGGUGGUGGAUGUCGAUAAAUGGAGGAAAGGAGAGUACACAGAAAGAGUUGAGAAAUGGAUGGUGGUGCAGAAACAAAAGAGGAUAUAUCAAUUGGGAUCUCUGCCGCCAUUUUUGCUGGUUUUGGCAGGGAAUAUAAAGGCAGUAAACCAUAGAUGGAACCAACAUGGACUAGGUGGUGAUAACUUUGAAGGGAAAUGCAGGAGUUUGCACCCUGGUCCAAUUAGCCUUCUUCAUUGGAGUGGGAAGGGAAAACCAUGGUUAAGGUUAGAUUCUAGGAAGCCAUGCAUAGUUGAUCAUUUAUGGGCUCCGUAUGACCUCUAUCGUUCAUCAAGACACUCAUUGGAAGAAUAAUUAUUUAAGCCGAGGAAAAGAAAUGAACUCAAUUUCAUGAAAUGCUACAAACUCUAAUAUGUUGUCAAGGGAAAGGCUUUCCCAAUUCAUCGGAAUGAGAUGUGGUUACAGAGGCAAGAAAGAAGAACUGGGGAAAGAAAAAUUAUACGAUGCGUUAAGUUGCACCAUGUCAAUAUACAGACAUAUAUACGACA